Daphnia magna is the source of this 5278-nucleotide messenger RNA. RefSeq lists its product as uncharacterized. The transcript is spliced from 11 exons. The record is from RefSeq and is a predicted model, not a curated record. Lineage: Eukaryota; Metazoa; Arthropoda; Branchiopoda; Diplostraca; Daphniidae. Gene Ontology annotation, biological process: G protein-coupled receptor signaling pathway; cell surface receptor signaling pathway. Gene Ontology annotation, cellular component: membrane. Gene Ontology annotation, molecular function: G protein-coupled receptor activity. The coding region runs from base 698 to 5170 and encodes 1490 amino acids.
GUUUACUGAUUAUAAUCCAUGCUCCAGUUCAAGGAUGUGACGUUUCCCGCGGCAGAUUUCCGAUAAGCAGGACUCGGAAAAAACAUUUUAAAAAUCACAGUUUUGCAACAUGAUUUCUAACGGAGAGGUCGUGGUUUUUGCUAUUUCCAUGUUAUUCGGAGUGUGUGCAGAAAAUUUUCAUUGUGGAACUCAACAGCCGUUCUGUUUCUGGACCCGGAAUAUUCCCUCAAAUUGGAUUACUGCAUACACUGAUUGCACACAAAGGGGAGGAUCGCUCGUCUCUUCCGAGCAUUCUGCUUACAUUGAAGAAUGGAUGUCUUCCAUGAAUAUUAGCUUCGCUAGCGGUCGAGUAUGGUCUAGUCUGCGUCGAAUCAACCAGCGUUUUCAAUUUCUUCAUCACCAACCGGAAUUCCAACUGAUAUCACCAUCUGAAUGGGUACCAGGACAUCCGUUACUUCAGUGGUCUGCCAAACGGGACUGCGUUGUUGUUAAUCAAGCGGAUGCUGUACGAAUCUGUAGAUUGCAACGACUCCUUUCCCUUUGAUAUGUGCCAUCAAUAUAAAUAGGAAGAACGAGCUCAGCAAUCUCGAUCUUCCACAAGGGGUUAUCCGAGUUGAAAGUGGAGGCAGACCCGUUAGACUUUCAACAGAGCAUCGUAGCAAAUCACUUAGAAGUUUAUCGAAAUGAAACAAAUUUGAUGCUCAGAUGUAAGGUUACGUAUGAUGGGACUAGGAAGUUGGAGUAUUCGUGGAUUAAGGAUGGCAUUUUCUUGGGAAAUAACAAUUCGAUCUUGAUUCCUGCUUUAGUUCAUGACAAGAGCAAGGGCAUAUCGGAUGGCGGCGAAUACGCUAUUUACCAGAAACAAGGGACUUAUCAAUGUCAGGUCAAAGAGUUUGGCGCUGUGGAAGUAACGACAUCGAAUGCCAUAAUUGUUACAUAUCACAGAGUGCUGAACGGGAUCGUUUCAAUAUCCCUAUCCAAUUUGACAAAAAAUUCCGUGAACACUGACGCAAUUAUGGGAAGAGUACGAGAUUUCAUCCACGAGAACGUUCUUGGAGAUAAUUUAAAACUUAACGACGUCGAAACCUCAUGGGACCCAUUAUAUUCUCUACCUCUCAGAUCAGGUGGAAUAGAAUAUCGGUAUUCGUUGUACGUUGACAUUGCUAGAAAAUACCCGGACACAACCUUGUACCACUGCUUAGACGUUAUCAGUGAAAAAGUCGGUAGCAGUUUACAGCUACGUAGUCUUUUGCAAGUUGAGAAGAUUAGCGUCCAAUGGGCAACUUACUGCGCUCGAGAAAACGUUAUAGUUUCCGCUUCUAACUCUCCAAAAGAGUUUCAAUCAUUUUGGCCGUCCUCUUGGCCCACUUCAGUUCUCAAUCCAACCAGCGGAAAUAUCUUAUGUGUUUACGAAGACAACCGUGCCGAACUGUUAACCCGACAAUGUUUACCAGAUUUUUCACUAGGUGCAUCCUUAACACCGGUGAAUGCUGAGAAAUGCGCUCGGCUCAUCACAGAACCCGAGAAUCGUUGUAGACAUGGUUAUCAGUGGAUGGAGACUAAGCAACUGUGCUUCAAAGUCACAGAAAGCGGAUCUUGGAAUGAAACUAUGGCUGCCUGCAUGAACGAAUGGCCUUUAAAUGACACAGAACCUAUUGAUUACACUACCCACCAUUCUCUAGUUGCUCACUACCUGCAGACCGAAAAAAAAUUCAAAGAGAUAUGGCUUCCUGUUCGUCGAUCUUCCGUUUACGGCCCUUUCCUUUAUUAUUCGUCAAUUAACAGUGCCCCUGAAAGCAUAACCUGGACGGCCGAAAUCGAAACCUGGAGAGGUUCGAUAGAAGAAGACGAAUGCGUAAUACUGACUCAGAAUUCUGGGAACAAAGUAUCAUCCUGUUCCCAAAAAGCGAUACCGGGUGCCUGUGCUUAUCGACCUAGACUUACCGCCUCACCGGAUGCAUCCAUUAACUUGUGCUCACCCCCUUGGAAUGGCUACGUAAUUGAGCAAGGUCGACUAACUUGCUUUCGCCUCGUUCAAAGCGAGACACCCAUGGAUUGGACACAGGCGAACCAGAGAUGUCAUCUUGAGAACCGUGGAAUAACAGCUAAUGUUUCCAUGGCCACGUUUGAGAAUGCUGGAAAAGUUCAUGCGUGGAAUGUCGCCCGAUCGAGCAAACAUUUUUCCGAACUAGAAUCGGCCUGGAUCGGUUUGUUUUGGUCAGAAACUAAACAAAAAUUUUGUUGGGUGAACUUCGAGAUCGACUGCUUGUUUGAACACUUCAAUUGGCAUCCGUCGACUAAUUGGACAGCUGGUCACUACGGCAUAAUGGGGGAAUUCUGGGAUUUAUUACCCUACAACUCAGGAUUUCGUUAUCAAGUUCUUUGUCAGGCUGUGAUCUACUUGGACGCAACCCAGAAUAUCAGAGUACGUUCUGAUAGAAAUGACGUAAUUCGAGUCGAAUCAAACCAGGAAAUGUACCAGAAUCUGGCUCCACAAUCCUUUGACAACUUGUCAGAAUUCUUUUCUCUGGGCUGGAGACCGUGGAUUUCUGACAGUUUACCGGCAAUAAAUGUAGGAAUCGACAUCAGGUGUUAUCUAGACGGAGAAAAGAUUAAGACUAUCAGUCUCUUUCCUGCUGAAUUUAACCUUCGUCCAAGUUUCAAAAAAGCAAAUACUUUUAAUUGCGAAGGUUGGGUUGGUUGGCCACGUCGAUUCGUUCGAUCUGAGCCCAUCAUUGUCCUACGUCCCCCAAACUCUAACAUAUACGUGAUGCUGCUAGACAGCAACCAAGUUCAAACUGAAAAUCAAAACAAUUCGAUAAAUUUCUUACCUGACCCUCUAGCAGACAUCAGUAGGCGUUUAGAAAGGUUGGGCGCCAAAGGAGCCACCGUACUAGUUACAGGUCAUCGUCGAUGGAGCUAUAACCAGAAAACUCGAAUUCUAGUACGAAUGGUAAUCACUAACAUUUCAUCAAGUCCACAUCGAAGCUGGCCAGAACUUGUGAAGAAUGAAUUCCUUUAUCAACCAACGGAAGAAGGCUAUCACUAUGAAGUACUUUAUAUUCGAGAUUCGGACGCUUGUCAGGAAGAAACUUUAACGGCGUUUGGAACUUCGGAGCUGCUCAAUAUAACAUGGGUCACAAUACCCGUUGGUUUCACGACAGAAUCCUUAAACCCUUGUGAAGCUGUGGAUGGCUAUCCCAUUUUACGAAGAUGUUUAGGCACUCAUAACACUGGAGCCUUCUGGGAACCUUUUACUAACCAAUCAUUGCAGUUCAACAACGUUACUUGCAGAGAAGCAACGAAUGUACUGACAAAACUACGUCGACUGACAGACGACGUGUUUACCAACAAUACUAACCCGUCUGAAGCUUUGGUUACAUUGGCUGAAAUUGCCGGGACCCAAUGGACAGAAGAAGCCAACAAUACCAGUAAUAAUAUUCCUACCGGAGUGGAAUUCGGCCAGGCCGCUCGCCUUCUUCAUGCUAGUGUACAGCGUAUUCAACAGCCUUCGAUGCGAGAAUUUCAAGAUAUUUCACAAACAUUAACUGCUAUGUUAACUUCACCGAAUCAACUUGAGCAAGCGCAGUCUUUACCAGGAGUAUCAAACAAUCUGAUGGAAAGCCUGGAACGGGUAAUGAGCCACGUUAUCGUACCAAAAGAACAAGAUAGCGUGAUAUUCCAUCAUCCGAAAAUGGCAACUGAAUCUAUCAGGAAUCCACGGAAUGUAGUGGGGUAUGGCGCCAAUCUGGGGGGAAAAGACAACUUGGAAAUUCAAAACGGGUCACGAAUUCUGCAGAACAACGCUCAAAGCGAUUUAGCGGAAGAACUUGUGGAUAGGGAUAUCGCCAUUAUUCUGCCUGUGGAUGAAAUUAGCAGAAGAGCAGGACUCAGCAACGCCACUAGUUUAAGGCUUUCUUUCAGCGUUUUUCCCAAUGCUGACAUCUUUGAUGCUCGACCUGUUACUUCUCUUUCGAAUAGUGAUGCAUCUAUGCCAUUUGUCGUGGAUAGCCCAAUUAUCGUAGCACAAGUGGGUAAUUCCAUCAUUUCCAAUUUGAACCAAAGUGUUCGUAUUUUUUUCCGCUCGCGAUCUCGGCACAAUCUAGCGGUCCAACCUGUGUGUGUCUUUUGGGACAAGUUCUCGUCCAUAUCGGGAGGUUGGUCUUCGUUCGGAUGUCAGUACGUUGGUAGGAGCCAGGAUCUAUAUAUUUGCGAGUGCAAUCAUCUAACUCCACUAGCUUUAUUAUUUCCUUACUUUGAUCAAGAACAAACGAUGGAUUACCGUCAUCGGCUUGUCCUUAGUCUCAUUUCCGUAAUAGGCUGCGUUACCUCGAUGAUUGGUCUUUCCCUCGUGAUACUGACAUUUUUGCUGUUUAGACAAUGGCGAAAAUCUCUAGGUAACAAAAUUCUUUUUAAUUUCUCAUUGGCUCUAUUUUGCGUUACGGGAUGUUUCCUUUGCGCUGGUUUGGUAAAAUUUGAUUCCAGAAUGUGCAAAACUACCGCAGCAUCUAUGCACUAUUUCCUUUUGGCUUCUUUUGCAUGGAUGGUGGUGGAAGGAAUUUAUCAGUACCUAAAUUACGUGGUAAUUAUUGGCGCUCAAAAUUACAAAUCAUGUUUCAUGCGGAGGGCAAGUCCGCUUGCUUGGGGGCUUCCCAUAUUACCUGUUCUGGGGAUUUUCAUAUACGACCCCAAUCAGUAUGCAGUUGGCGACAAUUUUUGUUGGAUAAAGCUCGAAACAUUUUACAUAGCUGUCUUGGCUCCAAUAUCUAUUAUUCUCUUGUUCAAUAUUAUGAUUUUCAUUAGUAUCCUCAAGAGUGUAGUUUGCUUACGUAUUCGGUCAAAGUUGAGAACUUCGCAAUCAGUGACGACGCGCUCGUGGUACGAGUUUCGUAUGGCUGUUUGCAUUUUUUUCCUGUUAGGUCUGGCCUGGGUAUUUGGAUUUGUAUCAAUUGGAGACGCUCGGCUCGUCUUUGCCUAUCUCUUUUGCAUCUUUAACUCUAUGCAAGGGUUUGCGAUUUUUGUCUUCUUUGUUUUCCGGGAGAGGAACGCACGUACAUUAUGGUUUGAGUUCACUCGUGUGUUUGGGGAACAGAAAUUAAACUCCACCAGUAAAACUCCGCAGUUGAGUGGUUCUUCAGACUAUGUACUGAAACCUGCUUCAAAAUACUAAUAUUAAUCAUUUCAAUAUUUUUCCAACACUUAUCCCCUAUAUUGUCUUUUUUUACAAGCUUAUAAUUUCCAUAUGUGGGUACCACAAUAAAUAUAUAGAUGCCUGUUA